Molecule: messenger RNA, 813 nt
Organism: Grammomys surdaster
Lineage: Eukaryota; Metazoa; Chordata; Mammalia; Rodentia; Muridae
Product: testis-expressed protein 45-like
Exons: 5
Coding region: 1-813 (270 amino acids)
Source: RefSeq, a predicted model, not a curated record
AUGGUUCACCCAUCCCUAUCACCUUUCCUGAAAGUUUCGAGGACCUACCUUGAUCCUAACUUACUUUGCCUGAGGUAUGACAAGGCCCGGGCCGCAGCCCACAUCCACCAGGUGAACGUUGGUCCUGGAGACAGACUGUUCCACGGCAGAACCACCAGGAAUGACUACUUCGACCCCAAGGAGCUCGAGCCUUUCGUUCUUCACCAUGAUAAGACGCCGGAGUCACACAUCAUGAAAGGAAACUGGUGCCCUGGCCCUGGCAGCCUUGCUACCUCCUCAAAGUUCUUCUACGGUGAGCUACCUCCUGCGACGCAGCCUCCAAGCCGACAGGUGUCCCAUGAAAAACUGAAGGAUCACGUGGUCUUGGGAGAGUCGAAGCUGCUCGGAAACUUCUUCCAAACCUCCAUGAGCUCAGACUACCGCCCUCCGACUACCCCCAUGAAACGAAGAACCUUCAACUUGUCUUUGUUGGAGAGUAACUGGCCUGAGGGCACAGGCGAAUUAGACUUUUUAACCACGAACCAAAUGAUGAUGAAGCCGCAUGGACUAGUUAGAGCCUCUAUCACUGAAGAAUUGUUACGGAAGUGCAAAUACAGCCACAUAGAGCCCCCGCUGGGUAGACAACGGUUCUUCUCUACUCAGUAUCAAGAUGAGUAUCCCUUCAAGUACCAGGGCCCACUGGUACAGAAGCUAAGUAACAUACAUGACAGCCAUUUGCCACUGGGCACACCCAGCUACUUUGGCUGCUGGCAUGAGAAAGUAGACCCUCUGGGCCCCCAGAUUCCUAUGUACCCUUGCCUGAGCCAGCAAUAA